AUGAGAAAUCCUGUGAUGACUGUCAAUCCACCGCUGAUAGGGUCGGGACCACAGAGGAUCCAAUCUGUUCCCUCACAAUUUGAAGCUCGGUUUGUGGACAGAGAUUUGUUGUCUUCUGCGGACAUGAUGGUUCCACCUGACCCUAGGCAAAUCCACAUCACUUCCCGGUUGGGAGCAUCAGUUCCACCUCAUGUGAAUGUGCCUCAUGUUCUGUCUAAUGCUGUUUACCCAGGAUAUAGCUUUCUGCAGCCUGAAUCCAUGGAAACAGUGGCCAGAAGGCAAGAGUUGGUGCAGAAGCAGAAUCUGGCCAGGUGGAUGGAAAUGGGCACCAUUUUUCAACAAAGGGAGCUAGGAAAAGCUCAGCAUAAAGGACUGAUGGGUUUGGGUUUGGAGACAUCAUUCUUGUACCAACAUGGUAUCCCUACAAGCCCAGUUGCCUUCCGAGGAAGGAGCAGGCUUCCUGAAGUGCAUCUUUCCAAUGACCUCUAUGUGCACAGAAGCUCUCUGGAUGACCUGCAUGCUAACAGCAGGCUAAUGACCACUGGUCCAUACCCGCCAGUCAGCAGCUGGCACAAAGAGAAGGGUCGCCGGCUAGGGAGAAGAAUGGGAAAUCAUAAAGCUGCCACUUGUAAUGCUAGGAGUUCCAAAGGCCAAGAGGAAGACAAAAAUCCAGAUCAGACUCUCCCAGUUUCAGCUACAGAAAAAGAGACUAAGAAAGACCUUGACAUUGAGCCACACCCCAAAUAUGAGCCAAGUCAAAGUGAUGGGGAGUCUGCCAUUAUACCCACCAAGAGCCUCAAGGAACCCAAGCACAGCCCCCGAAAACCCUGUGAGGAACAUGGUUGGGCCGUUGAAGCAAACGACAGUGGAACAGGGGACCUGUUUUUAAAUGGGGAAGAUCUUUCUUCAGUUGAAGAUAUUCGGAAAUGGGCUGUGGAUGAUGUGUAUGACUUCAUUACGGGGCUCCCGGGUUGUUCAGACUAUGCACAGAUAUUUAGAGACCAUGCAAUUGAUGGUGAAACCUUGCCCUUGCUCACAGAGGAGCAUCUUUUGGACACUAUGGGCUUAAAACUUGGACCAGCCCUAAAAAUUCGUUCUCAGGUACGGUCAUUUAAUGACAUGAAAUAUCAAAUAAUGAAGCCUGAAGGCUGUUGA
Molecule: messenger RNA, 1155 nt
Organism: Sarcophilus harrisii (Tasmanian devil)
Lineage: Eukaryota; Metazoa; Chordata; Mammalia; Dasyuromorphia; Dasyuridae
Gene: SAMD7
Product: sterile alpha motif domain containing 7
Exons: 6
Coding region: 1-1155 (384 amino acids)
Molecular function (GO): protein binding
Source: RefSeq, a predicted model, not a curated record